AUGUUGAUGGGCAUGGAUGAUGAUGAUGAUGGUGGUGGUGGUGGUGGUGGUGGUGGUGGUGGUGGUGGUGGUUCUGGAGGGCGAUCAACGUUAAUUGCCGGCGCGGUAAGCGACGGAGUGGCGGACGGAGUGGUGGUCCGGAAGUGUUCAAAAAGUCCAUUUGGCGCCGGAAUGUCCGUUAACACCGUGGACACGUUGGAGGCAGAUCUGGUGCUGCCGCCUCAGCUUCAAUGCUCGAUAAAGGCAACUGAGGUGGUAGUGGUUAAGUCUACGUGCCUGUUUCAUAUAUACCGUUCAGGUCUCUGCUCCGUACAGCAUAGUCGGCAGGAUGAUGGCCUUUCACAUCUUCAGCUUCAUGCUAAGUUGGAGACCGUGACGAUUCCAAACUGUACUUUGAAGACGACUGAAGGCUUGACUGGCCUUGAAAAUCCAGCGGACAACUUCGUCGUCGAUUUUGGUGCUGCUGGAGAGCGUGCUGCCCAGAUACGUAGAGUUUUUCAUCACUUGCUGUUGAAUUCCGUCCACGCUUAUUUGCGACGCAUUGUGGGCAUUGAUGGGUGGCGGUUAAUUCCUGACCACCGUCUUCUGCAUUUUGAUGAUCAGACAUAAAUUCUCGCAGGCGGCGUAGAAGAGGUCCGUGCUGCAUUGCAUGUCCUCUAAGGAGGUGGUGUUGAGGGCGCAAGCGUCGACGAUGAGGAUUUCGUGAACGGUGGUUGUGGAUACGCGCAAUUGGAAGUGCACCCGCCGUUGAUUGAGGAGGUGGCCGUUCGUCCUGUAGGCGAUGCGGAUAACGGGGGGGGGGGGCGUUCAUCACGGUGGGCGUCCAUCGGCAUGGCAGUGAACAUGGAUUAUCUACCUGCAAUGUGCUAUUGUAAUAUAUUAGACAUGCCUUCCGUGCAAAUGCUUAUUCCUCUCUCAUAUAGUCAGUCGUACCAAGUUCUGUCUUCUAAAAGUGUCCUUGUCCAAAACAUGAGCCUGCAAUUCAACUGGGUUGCACACAUCCUCUCCUCUGAAGAUUUCCAAAUAAUAGAGCGCUUCGUCAUCGACAGAGUUUGGAGAAAAGGGGUGUAUGUGUGAGACUUACCUCCUUAGCGGUUCUGACCGGGCAUCUGAAGGCUUGGAAGUAUUUGGCGGACGAAUAUGAUGCCGAAAUAUUUAAUAUAUGCUAAUUGCCGGUGUCGAGACUUUGGAAAUUCGCGACCAAUUCCAGACAAGCAAUCUAAACUCCCUUCCACGCAGGUUGGAAAAGUAAGUUAACAUUGAUAGACUCUAGUUUUAAAUUAAAUGCGGUCAUUUCUCGCAACCGUUGCCCGUUCCAAUCGUUUUCAGACUUGAAUUUAUUAAUUUUUUUGUUGCGUCUUUAUAGAAAAUAAUCAAUUUUCCAAAAAUCCCAUCUUCUAAAUCUGGUCUUGGCCAAAAUGUGAGAGAUGAUUAUCGUAUUUGGCCAAGAGACAACGAACCAGAUCUCAUCAACGCAUGUCGAUGAGUUGCAAUCAUUAGAAGCACACGGGGUCGGUGGGAAGGAAAUGUCCUUGUCGUUAGAUCUCCAUACGACGCCGCCCCAGUCGAUCACCUAUUCCCCAGGAAAAGGAUUAUUUCACUUGUGAACAUGUUGCCACCAAAUACGAUUUACGCAGCUGACCAGACUCGGCAAUGAGUCCUACAGGUCCCACAGGCUGCUUUACUCUGACUGACCAAGAAAUAUUUAAGUAGUAUACCCAAAUACGCCAUACCGCGUCGUCAGCGUCAUUCAGAUCCAUUUAUUUGUCGGAUGCCUCCUCGUAUGCGUCAUAACAGGCCGGAAUCGGAACGCGCACAUGCUCACUGCAGCCGCUGUCGCCUUGCAUGGUCACGUGACAGCCGUGAAAUAUGCAGCGCGUACUGGUAAACUUGCUCGAAAUCCGUUCUUUUAUAUGUUCAUCGACGAGGUAGCUCUACUCGCGAAUAAAUGUCCGAAUGACUAAUUUUCCCAGUGCUGUAACACACACACACACACACACACACACACAUCCGUACUACCAGUGUGCUUAAGAUGCCGCCAUACGUAAAAACCACUGUUUUCGGCAAAAAAGUCAAAUUCAAGCAGAAAAUUCGAAAAAUGACUAGAUGUGAGUUUCAAGGUCAUCAACGGGAAAGGUUUAACCAAGGUCAAUCGCCAGCGUCAGAGUUGUUUUUCUGCUCACAGGCGGUAGCACUUCUACAAACAGCCAAUGAAUUUAAAGCAGUCACAGGGGACGUCCCAUCAGUGAUGCGAAUUCGGAAACCGCAACUCUAAUCUCUACCUCAAACCGUGAACACUCCUCCGGUACUUAGCUCACCGCCGUUUAUCCUACCCAAGAUCAAACCAUAAGCCUGUAUUUUAUAGAAGGUUAUGCAGUUUUCAAGCAGUGCGAUUUUGCCCGGUGUUCGCCUAAAUCUGGUCGACCAAAAGUCCCCUUUGCCGUUCGCAGUUUUGAAUUUAAACUGUUGCUCUGAGCAAACUCAAUGAUUCUUAUUUUCUCUAACUAGUUCAGAGCAGAUGUCAACACGUUUAAAUCGAUUUUUUGCGUUUUCAAGUGUAGACCCAAAUCCCUUCUUUCUAUAAACCGCCAUAGUUGGUUUACGCGUUCCCAAAUUUAUCGCAGCUGCCUGGUGAUUCAUUUUCCAGUCGGUUUAAACCUUUGGACGUGUUAAGCAAUCGGUCAGUUGCCGGAUUUGGAAACAGGCAUUAUUUCCAUCAGUUCCGCUGGGAUCGUCAGCCAUCCUUUAGAAAGUCGCCUAAUGAGACACAAUAAUACAUGCAGAAUGGUGAUUAACGCAUAAAUUGGUUUACAGUGAUAGCAGACUCGCGUGGCAUCUGCGCCUGUCCGGGCGUUAUGGCAAGUUAAGAAGACCGGACGGAGCAGGGAACGCGGCGCCGGAAAAAGCAAUACAGCCUGUUUACGUGGGCCACACACACACGACUUGGGCAACAGCAACCGGUGGAGGUGAGCCGGUACAGACUACAUUUUCGUUCUGUGAAACCAUAUAGCAGCAUCCCAGGCCGCGACUGGGCCGAAUGUGGUUUGGUAUUCCCAUCUUAAGUUAAAAAACCCCCAGUCACAUCUACUACGGGACCGGUGCUGAUAGGGUUUUUUACAGGUGGGGUCGGGAAACGCACAGGCGGCAGGGGCAAGUAGUUAUAUGCGAAAAAAGAGCUAUUGGGAAUGCGCGGUUGUAAUUUGAAUGUUUGAGAAAUAGAUGCGCUUACCCCUACCCUAACCCCUAAAUAUAACCCCUAAGCCUAAAUCCCAAUCCUAACCGCCAGUCCCAACAGUAUUGUGUCCAUCGGGUGGGGCCACAGAAGCACAUCUUAUCCGCGACUGUUAACGGGUCGUGAUAGCUCUAAACCGCGUCAGAUUGCACACAAUGAGCUCGGCGUCCCUGAUGUCGGCUUCACUCAUCCUUUGCCCUCCCAGGUGCCAGCUCACUGUCCAAACUAGCCGGCCAUUGAAUGCAAGUGGGCAUCUGCACGCGCCACACGUGACCUGGCCAGCAAAACACACUAGAUUUCCCCCCCCCUAAAGGUCAAGGACAGAUAUGAGGAGCAUGACUUUUAUCGGACGUAAUGACGGAUUUAAGCUCUUUGUAGGUCGCAAUACAGUAUGUGCCGCGUAGGCCACCUGUUUAGUCAUUUAAGUACAGAAGGUUGGCUAACGCACAAAAUGUCAACCAAAAUUCCGAAAUGCGUUCUCCUUUCGACAGGAUUCAUUAAGUAGGGUUGUAAAACUAAUAAUCAUGCAGUGUAAUUCUAUAAUAAUUCAGUUAGUCGAGGAUGCUGGCUUUAGAAUGGAUAUUUUCCCGGCUACAUACAAGAACUAUACUCUGUGAAAAAUGACUGCUUAACUAGCAUGUAUUUUUCUCUCUGAUUUUCGAUGCCCUUAAAUAUUCAAUUAUAUUUCAUGGAAAACACGCACAAAAUAUUCAUUCUUUUGCUUAUUCGGUAGAAAUUACGGCUUCUUCCAAUUCUGUACUCAAAAGAACGGUAAAAUACGGCUUUAAAAGUUUAUAAUUAUGUCAUUUGCAAUACCAUGAAAUGUCUGUUCAUAGACGCCAUGUCUCUGCAUUUACCAAUGUGGCUUGUAAAUUUUACAGUGUAGAUCAAAUCCACUGCUGAAUUUUAUGAACUCCAUAUGGUUUCCUCUUGAUACCGUAGGAUAAUGUAUGGGUUUUCGUACGCGGAAAAUAUACGGAUUGUAGUUUGGAAACGGUAUGUAAAGGAGGGUCGGGUUCAAAGUUAUUCGGGAAUUGGAAGUUUUGAAAACCGAAUUAUACCUUUCCUUCAAUCAUAAAAUUAAAAGACGUAAUUUUCUAUGAAUGACUAUUGUUAUGCAUGUUUUCCAUGAAAUAUAAUUGAAUAUUUAAGGGCAUCGAAAAUCAGAGAGAAAAAUACAUGCUAGUUAAGCAGUCAUUUUUCACAGAGUACAGUUUUUGCAUGUGGCCGGAUGGAAGUUCGUUCGAAAGCCAGCAUCCUGUGGUAACUGAAUUAUUAUAGAAUUAUGAUGCAGGAUGAUUAGUUUUACAACCCUACAUAAUUAAACUUUUCGAGUCGAAAACGCAUAUCGGAAUAGAAGAUGAAGAUGCGAUCACUGGGACUGUCCCUGUGAUCGCAUCUUCAUCUUCUAAACUGCUACCUGGGACUCGCCUGUUCGCUUCUAUCAGCAUAUCGGAAUUUCGGUUGACAUUGCUUGAGUUAGCCCACCUACGGUAGGUCAAUAUUUUAUGUCCUGCCUUCGCUGAGGUGUGGGUGGCUUCCAUGUGCGACAUUUAGGGAUACUAGCCGAGCAGGCAGUUUACGGGAGACGGGCUCGACAGUGCUAGAUCUAUGCCUAAAGCGGUGAGAACAAGAGAGGUAAAACAACUUUCCUCGCGCAAUUUUUUACUGGCAUGGCAAGAAAUGUCUGGCGCGCUGAGCGCUAUAGCGGCGCAAGCAGAUUGGCCGGUCAUUAAUGGAUAAAUUUAAAUGGCGAUCUCAGGAGCAAUCCCAAACAUAUAAUUUUGUGUAUUUUAGGAGAUCGUUCCGUCCGUUGAAUUUAUUUAUAGUUACUUUUGAUGCUGGAACACGGUACGUUUCAGAUUAUUCUUGAAAUUACUAAGAAUACUUCACGAUUUUCAAUGGUUUUAUCGAGUGGCCAUAAAUAGGAAUUAUUAAAAGAAGACGAAGAGGCGAUCAGUGAAACGGUAGGUUUAUGAGUCUGAGCUUUCAAACCCCUACAUCUGUCCACCCCUAAGGACUGUGUAAGCGCAGAAACAAUGAGCGAACACGAAAGGAGGAGAAUGUGCCAAAACUGUCCAUGCCACUACACAGGCCAAACAGGACGACGUCUCAGCUCACGAAUACUUAAGCACAAACGGGCCGUUCGGAGAGGCGACCCACUAUCUCAAGUCGCCACUCACACGCUGGAGGAAGGCCAUUAAUUCGACUUCUCCAACACGCGGACACUGGCCCGAGCCGGCAGCGAGACGGGGCGAGAACUGUUGGAGGCGUGGGUGUCGACCACCAACUUUAUCAAUAGAUACAUUUACUUGCCUGCGUGUUAUCACGCACUCCGCCCACGCAGCCAGGUGGCGCAGCUCACAUCGCCGCGAAGUACAAACCGCGUUACCACGCCGGGGAACCAUCGUGGACCAGGCGGCACAAACCAGACCUAGCCGCAGACGUAGUCCCCCACGGCACGGAACAACGAUACAAAUGUUCACGCGUUGCUACACUCUAGCAGCCUCUGAUGAUGGACUCCAGUACGUGUCCGAAAGCUAAGGCCAAUAAAUCCACUGUCUCAGUGAUCGUGCCUUCGUCUUCUUUUAAAUGAGCGAACAUAUUUCAAGUCGAGCUCAGAGGGAGGGGGAGGGUGGAGGGUUAGCGUCUGCGAGUGUGAGGUGUUCGCUCUGCGCGGCUCACAGUGGUGUGAUGAUGCAUGCCUUACGGCGCUUCUGCACUUCCCGAAGCACGACAAUCAGUUCGAUGAUGCCGCGAUCACUUAAAAAUCCACAUUAACUGCCCGAGUGGAGUCCAUACUCCAGGCAGUUGUUGUGAUGAUUGGGGAGCAUGCAGGUAAGACCUGACCGGCAAUGAUGAAGACCGAGAUUUAUUUCUGAUUAUCACAGAAUUGGCGGUUGGCCUGUUACAUUGUUAGAUGUGCACAAUGGUAGCGACCACCGGGUUUUGAGGGAUAUGUCCUUGCUGCCACACGUCUGGGGCCAGCGAUGGGAGCUAGUUCAUCGGCCGCGGGUCGCAAUGUUUGCAGACUCCGACCGUAAUUACAUCGAAGUCGUAUGCUUUUCUAAUAAGACCUGUUAAAUUUUGAUUGUUUCUUUGGGUAAAGCGGGCGUUCCAUGGCGCCAUUGGUUUCCAUUUUGGAGACAUUGGCCGAUUCGUUUUCGGGCGGGCGGUUGAGGACGAUUUUGAAGAUCAGAGCCCAGCUCUCCAGAAUCUGCGUUUUCUCCAUGAGGAGUUUGGGUCCCUCAGAAAUGAGCAGCGGCGUGGUUUCUUUAGUGCGGUGACCAUAGACCACAUUGACUGAGGCAAGCGGAUCCUUCAUAUCAUUGCGGUCCGCGUGAUCUUGUAUUUCUUCAGCUCUGUUACCCAAUUAUUUUGCCUCUACCACAGUCGCUGUUGCACCGAGCAUGAGAAAGAGUGAUAGCAACGCUGUCUGUGUCGGCUCCACGAUUGUUGUGGGAUAUGUUGCAUAACAGGAGUUUGCUGAUGUUUGUCGGUGGAAGAAAUUGCACUCCGUAGUUGGCAAUUCUGUGUCUCCAAGCAGGCAUUCUCUUCCAGUGCUUGCAUUCGUUCCAGGCCGAGGGCCAAUUGAAUGCUGAAAUCUGGUGGUCGCCUACCUAAUACAAAGGUAGUUGCCUUCCGAGAGCUAUUGUGGCAUCCCUACAGACAGUUUCGCCCUUCUGUAAAGUUAUUUUUUUAUCUUGUCCAUUGCAUGGAUAGCUGAAGGGAUUUUGUUUAUUUUCAUUGCCUCUAAACCGUCUUUUGAUAACUCGACUACUUUUUAUUUGUCCAGGGACUUUCGGUGAGAAAGUCUCACCUAGCACAGUUCCACGUCCCAAAAGUAUCCUCAUUUUUGCCUAAAGUGUGUCCCCUUAUCAUCUGUCUUUCUUGUACUUUUUCGUGUAACUCAUGCGAAGUCCGUGUUCCGAUACUUAUAAUAAUUUUCUUUGUAAAUCGUACAGCGGUGGCCUGUCACGGGACUCGUCGGAUUCGCUCUUUUCUCUGGCUCAAAUAUUCAAACACCUUUUCCCCUUCAGCUAUCAAACCUACUCGCUGUAAAAAAAGAAACUAAGCCUUACUGGUCACAAUGCGGCCUAAACCAGCGGUUAAUCAUCGGCUGAUAUUCUCUUACUGACGGCGUCCGCCGAAACGUUAGAGUCAUCAGUCGGUACUGCCAGCUGAUAUUUUCCACGUGAGGCUUUAGUGCGGGCUCGCAUGGGUCCCAAAUAUUGUAAACAAAAUUACUGGACGUCCAUAUUUUAUGCAGUGGGCUCAAUCUUACGAGCAUCCUGAAAGAUUUUCGGCUCACAUACUUUAUAAAAGUCAGCUAGCCAGCUAUUUUCACAGUCAGCUUAUCCCUAAAAGUGAUUUAUGCAAGAUGUAAUUUUAUGCGGAUGCCGUAAACUUAACGCUUGAAUUAAAACAAUUCGUGAAAACCGGCUAAAAAUAUAAUUAUUUAAACAUUCCUUUUUUCCGUAUGUAGUUAGUCUAUUUAAUUCACUUUGACCCAACUGUGAAAAACUCAACGUCGAGUUCUUCUCAGAUAGGUCAAAGUGAAUUAUUUGAAAUUUGCCAUAACACCUAUUAAUCAGUCUGUUUACUUUGGAAAAACACAGUCAUGCGUUCGCGGCCUCCGCUAUUGUACCUUAAUCAAAGUUACAUUUCACGCAGUUCAUCACAGCUACCUGACCUAGAAGAAGCCCCUCACUUCGACGAGUGUUAAAAAUGGUUCACGCGGGUCGACUUGAAUUGCAUUCAGGGUUUCAGAGUAUGAAGCGUCAUCUGGAAAUCCUAAAUUGCACGUAAUAUCUAGUUUUUACCUGUUUUUCCCGCUUAUUCUUCCUGCCUGAAUAAACUGCAGCACAUUUCCCUCAGUGAAUGUAUAGGACACAUAUCUUUUUACUUUCCUAAUUGUCCUAUAUGUUUUACGCAAGAAUUAAACCUAAGAAUAGCAUUCCUGCUUUUUCCGUGGGACUGCUUAGCAAUGUUGCUAAAACGGCUGACAGCUAGGGACAUUCAAAAAAUCACGAUGCGGCAUUAGGACAUAUGCGCUACCUGAAUACUGGAAGGUUUGUUGCUAAAUGAAGCGACGGUUUAUCACAACGGAAAUGCAGAGCUAACCAGGGCCAUAUUAGCACAAGUUGAGCCGGGGGUCACUCCAGCGCCGAGAAAUACUCCCGCCUUUAAUGGAACAGGCGUGGACAAACAACUGUAAAAAUGGAUAAGAGGGUUUUCAUUGUGUGCGUUGAAAUUCAGGAAACAUGGAGAAUAUGCGUGUAGGACACAUUUUAAUAAUAAAACAUGAAGUGAAUGGUGGGGAAAGCCUAAAUCUAUGUGUAGUUUAUUCUUUGAUUAUCCAGAAAAUUUAGUAUUCUGUCAGCAGCCUGAAGAGGUUUUUUUCGUUGCCAUAUUUUCGAAAUUGAUACAAUAAUCAGUUUAUCUGUCGAAGGGCCCCAAAGUAUUCUUCGAAUGAGCAGAAGGGAGAGGCUGCCAACCCAUCUACCUUGUAUUCGAGUUCAGGGGCGAGAAGGGACAUAAGCGUGGUCAUCCUGAAGUUGUCGGGGACCGAAUCCAAGUAAGGCUCUGUUUAAGAGAUCCAUUGGGUUAGAUUGUCGCCAUGACGUAGGAUCGGGGGUUGUAUUGGAUGGGGAGUGAAGGCUGGUAUGGAGGGUGUCGGGUAGAGUGCAGAUGGUGGUGGGGUUAGAAAGGGUUUUGGCCGAGGACGGUGUUGUAUGUUUUUGAAUUGUUGGACAAAAACCUGGCCCAUCGUGCGUGGUCCGCGUAAAUGGGUUAUUUAGCUUUGCCGGCCGCUGCGCCCAAUCCCGUGUCCGGCAUUCUAAACCCUGUCUUAAAAUCAAACCCAGGUGGAUGAGGUAGGAGAUAAAGUGCCCGUCCAUAUGCUCGCCAUGCUGUAGGACACACGGCGGACAUCGUCGAUAGCAACAGUACCCUUUGCAACCCCUAAGGCCAUCCGGACUAGUCAGCCGCAUUUGGGCAUACAGUAGAUGUGCUAACACAUGAAAUGUUAACCAAAAUUUCGAAACGCGUUCUCGUUUCGAAAAGAUAAAUUAGGUAGUGUUGUAAAAUUAAUCAUGAUGCAGCAUAAAUCUAUAAUGAUCCAGUUACCUCAGGGUGUCCGCUUUCGAAAGAACUUAUUUUCGGCUGCAUGCAAGAUCUAUACUCUGCAAAAAAUGACUACUUAAGUAGCAUGCCAUUUUCUCAUUGAUUUUCGAUGCCCUUGAAAAUUCAAUUAUAUUUCAUGGAAAACAUGCAUAAAAAUAUUCAUUCUUUUACUUAUUCGGUAGAAAAUCGCGUCUUCUUCCAAUUUCAUACUCAAAGGAAGAGUAUAAUUCGAUUUUAAAAAAGUUUCUAAUUGUGAGAUUUUUUAAUACCGUUAAAUGACCGUUCAUGAAACGUCAUGUAUCUGCAUUUACGAAUGUGGCUUGUAAAGUUAACAAUAUUGCUCAAAUCCACUGCUUAAUUUCAUGAACCUCAUAUGGUCUCCUCUUAACACCGUAGAGAAAUGCAUGGUUUUCCGUACACGGAAAAUAUACAGCUUGUAGUUUUGAAACCCUGAAUGCAGGUGUAACAGCAGUUCGGGUUCAACAUUAUUCGGGAAUCAGAAAAUUUUUUAAAACCAAAUUACACUCUUCUUUCGAGUAUUAAAUCGAAAGAAGACGUGAUUUUCUACGAAUGAGUAAAAGAAUGGAUAUUUUUAUGCAUGUUUUCCAUGAAAUAUAAUUGAAUUUUCAAGGGCAUCGAAAAUCAAUGAGAAAAUGGCAUGCUACUUAAGUAGUCAUUUUUUGCAGAGUAUAGAUCUUACAUGCAGCCGAAAAUAAAUUCUUUCGAAAGCCGACACCCUGAGGUAACUGGAUCAUUAUAGAUUUAUGCUGCAUCAUGAUAAGUUUUACAACACUACUUUAUUUGUCUUUUCGAAACGAGAACGCAUUUCGAAAUUUUGGUUGACAUUUCAUGAGUUGGCACAUCUACUGUAUGUUUCAUCAGUGUGGCUGCCAGUCAUAGGUGACAAGCCCGUCAAACACCUUUCAUAGGGCCAAGGCAUCGAAGCAAGUGGUCGGUCCGCCCAAGGUCGACUACUUCAGCACACUAUUUACAUUUCCGUUCGAUUUGUGAAUUUUAUGCCUUCGCAGAAAAUACCGACCAAACUAUUUGAGGCGUCAUAAUUUCCACAAAUCUGCCCCGGUGAGUCCUUUCUCAUUCUCAGACCGUCACCCCGAGCCUCGCAACUUUGUUAACCUGGGAAAUUAUUUCCGUUUUCCGAUUAUAAAGGCCGUAAAAAGUAACUACCCGCUAAAUUAUGAGACGUUUUUCACAACGCUGAGUCUCGGUCUGGCGCCUACUGACACGCACGCACGCCAAGCGUCUUUGUAACGGUCAAUUUGUGCUUUGCUGUGGUACUUUACACUAAAAUCGCGUAAAAAGUUAGGUGAGUUUACCGAGGUAGGCCGGCUGACAAGAUGUCAGCGCAGACACGGUUGCUGGACAACCUUUACUGCUGCAAGAGAGCCUACUGGCGUCCCAACAGCCAAUGGCAGUACUUCCCCCUCGAGCCAAGCACCAGUUGUUGACGCGAAGUGCAUGCAUGCGCCUGGGAUUUUUCGGCCUCCAACCAAUCAGCACAGCGAGUUACGUCGACAGAAGCCAAACUGUCGCCACGCCAGGAGCAAGUCACUCGCAGUUCAAGCAUUUGGUUGGUGAGGAGCGUUCGGCGGGUCGAAAAGAUGUACGAGUAAACGACCGCGCCUACAACCAGCUGGGCAGAAUGCUACAAGCGCAUGGGCCAUGGAUGACGCUCGUGGUCAUCUUUCUGAGGGUUGAGCAUGUUGAUAGAAGCGAACAGGCGAGUCCCAGGUAGCAGUUCAGAAGAUGAAGAUGAGAUCACUGGAACAAGAAAUUUAUUUGCCUGUCGUUUCGGAUUCUCACUCGAAUCCAUCAUCAGAGACAUUCGAGGAUAAAGGUGAUCGUGACACCAGGAGUGCAGUAUUUAUAGCGCGUGGCUGCCGUGGGACCGUGUGCGCACUGCAAAUAACAUUCUCGCAAUCGCCGCUGCGGUCGUAAUUGAUGCGGCGGUGGCUUGGCGGCCUGAGUCCGAGUCGUUAAUGGCCGCGAUUUCGUCAUCCGUGCUGGAUGCUGGUGUGACGAUUGCUCGGCAAACUGGCUCACUGUCACCGAGAUAAUUGCACACCAGCGCCCUCCCGACGAGUCUGAUUCUCCUGCCCAGGGAAAAUCGCAAUACGGAAUAGGGUACCAGGAGGUCAUUGUGCUUGUUGAUGGAUUGCGGGCCUGAGAACCAUGACUCGAGCAGCUCGCGGCUCACGCGGUUGUCACCCCUUGCGAGCAUUUCGGCCUCCUGAAAUUUGGAAACAUGGCCGAGUCCCGUCGAGUGUGCUGCCACCUGAGAGCUAGCGUCUCCCCGUCUCACUGCUGCUGCGGGAUCGGCAAUUCGCGUACGCAGUAAUCUCCCAGUUUCUCCGACAAAAUUGCUUUGUCCGCAACUACACCAGAUCCGGUAAACAACCUUAGGCGUUUCCUGCCAUAGCAGCGGGUCUUUUGGCCUCAUUACUUGGCGCCUAAUGGUUGCUUCCGGCCUGUGUGCAACUUCAACUCCAAGUGGAGUGAAAAGACGACUGACGGCUUCCGAGACGUUCUUCACGUACGGAAGAGCCCGCCAAAAUUUGGGGCCAGUUGGAUUUGGUAUCUGGUGUCUUUUUUGUAUGCACUGGUUGAAAAAGUUGCGCGAAUAACCAUUGGCUCUCAUUACCCGUCGAAGAUAUUGUAAUUCAGCAACCUUGUCUUCCAUUUCACCGCAGUGCGUCUCAACACGCUGGUAUAGCGCCCUUACGCAGCUGCGUUUGUGACUGAUCUUGUGGUUGCUAUUGAAGUUCAGUAUUUACGUCGUAUUUGUCGCUUUCCUGAACACUUUGGUAUUUAGGCCACCACAAUCUUUGCGGCAGACGAGGACAUCCAGGAAGGCCGGCUGAUUGUUUUCCUCCUCUCCCGUCGUAAAUUGAAUGUCCGUAAGUUGAACGCCGUAGGUCUGUAAGCAAAAAGUGAAUUAUUCACCAUUUGAAUGUUCCCCGUAGUUUAAAACGAGAUGGCCUAGUCUCAACUAAUUUCACUAUAGUGCAGAAUGCACAGUUUGGCUGCAGGUUACUUACGUUAAACUCCGUGCAUCCAGCUUCUACAUGCUAGCCAAGUGCGGAGAGACGGGUGCUUGUAGUUAGUUACCCCACCUUCAGAAUAUGACCGUGCACUUCCAGGCAGCUAAAACUACUCAAUUAACGCCAAAUGAUCCCUAUCACUGUUUUAAAACUGGGCGUGGCGUACUCUCAUGCCUACUUACAUGACUACCCCUAAAAGGGGCCACGCGGUGGACAAACACGGCGGUCAGAUCUGGACGCAGUUGGAGUUACCGGGGGCUGCGCAACCACAUCCGUUGUCACACACGUAGGGGGUGUGGUGACACGCCCAGGUCAGGGCUCACGCCGCGCCCCCGUCCUGGUCGGGCCAUAUUGUGGACUAGGGGGGAGGGGGAAUGGCAGUACGCCUAGGUGCGGGUUUUCGCCUUGUCAACAACCUGUGCCACCCCCCCCCACUUUCGGUCUUCUCGACUCUCUCUUGAAAGCGGAUCCAGACAGCGGAGGGAGGGAGAGAGUGCUGUAGAUGCAGCGCAAGUCUAUCAUCAAUAGUAACCGAAUUCACGCGCGACGAGGCCUGGCCCUGCAGUCCCCCUUGGCUGAUGCCAUAUGCUUUGCUUCCUAAAACAAUUUAAGUAGGUGCGAUUACGUUGACUUUACACGUGUUUGCGCCUUCCUUACUACUUUAAUCCUGGGGAGUGCUUAUACGCCAGCCUCGGUUACAUCAGGCGUUAGUUCACACUCACGCCCCUGCGCGUGCUUCGAACCGUGUCUGCGACCUCUUUAUUAUCUUGGUCCGGCGAGUGGCUGAAUAUGUAGACUUGCCAAUGACAUUGUUCGGACGGAGUGGAACUACGUCAGUUUCGCCAUAGUGACCAUGCACUGCUAAUUAAGACACGAUUCCCUCCGUGGCCUUCGAGUUGUGAAUGCACUCUCCUUAUCUUCUUGAUCUACCGAAUGGCUGUGUCGGGGAUGGGGGAGUGUACACGUCACCUUCGGUUACACGAAGCAUCGGUUCACACGUACUUCGACCUCUGCUUGCGCUCUACCUCCCUUCCUAAUCCUGCCAGUGGCCAAGUUAGACAUGUCAAUUAAAACUUCUCUAAGAAGCUACCUUUAUGGUAUAAAUCAAGUGUGGCUGCAGGAUCAAACCUCGCCCACGUGCGCAAGUCACCGUCCCUGCUCUCACCUUGCUGUGGUUCCGUCAUAGUGGCUGACCCAGCGUAAAGCUCCGCACUCAACACUCAAUUGAGACCUCUCGUCGGUGGAAGUUGCCAGAGGUUAUUGCAGUUAAGUAAUGCCGCAGUAGCUAAGGCUUUAGACAGGACUUAGACAGCACGACCUUCAGGCCCAGUCCCGAAUAGAUUUAUAAUAAUAAUAAUAAUAAUAAUAAUAAUAAUAGUGUAUUUUAGGUUAAUGGGCAAUGCCCUUGAUGACCCCAUUGAAAACGGUACAUAAAAUAUAACUGAUAUAUGUACAUCGUACUAAAAUUUUGUCAGUAACAUAUUUGUUUGCGGAAAACGUUUCACAGCGCGGGAGUGCGACAGGUGCAGCAGGCGGUCUUUUCAGUGUACAUGUGAAAUUUUAAGUGCAUUUAUAUACAAUCACCAUAAAAUGCAGUCAUUUGCAUAGUUUGGGAGAGAAAAUUUCAUUAAAUGUGAGGGAUGUGUUAAGUAAGGAUGAUACCAAGAAAUGAGAUUUAUGGCUGGCCGCAGAUAGUCCUGUAGUGAGGGUCGCCGUUUAUCAAAGAUCAAACGAUCCAGCUGCCUUUUGAAUACAUCCACUGUAUCAGAUGUCACUAUUUCACUUGGGAGGGAGUUCCACGGUCGAACAACACGCUGGCUGAAGGAAAACUUUCGAUUGUCUGGGCGUGUACGCUCCCACUUGACUUUGUACGGGUGACCGCGCAGGUGACUCGUGGUCGUGAAUUCAUAGAAGUCUUCAGUUUUGUGCGAACAUUCAUGACCGUGGAUAAUGCGGUAUGUCCAUAACAGGUCACGCCUCAUUCGUCUAUAGGAUACGGGGAACAUAUUUAACUGGAUCAGUCUUUCUGGGUAGGACAGAGUCCUGAGACCGUCCACUAGUUUUGUGGUCCGUCGUUGCACCUGCUCUAUGGCAUCACUGUCUUUUUUCAUCCAGGGCAUCCAUGAUGGCAUUCCGUAUUCCAAGUGCGAUUCCGCAUUCCAAGAUAGAGGUGUUCGACGCCAGUCGGAGGACGAGCUGAAAUAAGCUGAGAGCCGAAAGAGAUAACAUGUCCGGCGCCGCGAGGGCGGCGUCCCGAGUUAACAAGGGGGAUGCGUCAUAGCACCUCGAGCGAGAGCACGCCUGGUCGGCCUUGAAGGUGAUUGGCUGUUUGGCAGAACCGUGAUUGGCCGAGAACGCCACUGAUGCACAUGAGAUGUACUGUAGACGGCCCGAGCGUGCUAGGUGUCGAAACUAAUGGAAGCGAAGAGACGAGUCCCAGAAAGCAGCCUUAAAGAACAAGAAGACACGAUCGCUGGGACAAGAGCUUUAUUCGCCGGACGUUUCGGAUUCCCACUCGAAUCCACCGUCAGAGACAACAGCAGAUAGGGGUGGUUCAUGCUCAAGGGGCUGCAGUCGACGAGACAAUUUACGAGCGGGUGAAGGGCACGCCAAUGAGUUGGCCGAUUUUGAGAUUCAUCGUAAGGGCGAUCCUGCAGCGGCUAGUGGCUGGCCUACCUACACCGCAGACCAAGGUUCUGGGCCCGGUAAUGGAAUGAUACCAUCGUCGUUAUCGACCGAGAUCAACUGUUGACAUUCAAAGAACCUCUCAAUGCAGUCUUACGCGGACAUGCAAUUUACGAUGGAGGAGGAAGAGAACAACCAGCCGGCCUUCCUGGCUGUCCUCGUAUGCCGCAAAGAUUGCGGUGGACUAAAGACCAAAGUGUUCAGGAAGGCGAUAAGUACGAUGCAAGUACUAAACUUCAACAGCAACCACCCAGUCAGCAACAAAUUCAGUUGUGUAAGGACGCUCUAUCGGCAUGUAGAAACGCACAGCAGUGAAGCGGAAGAGAGGAUUGCCGAACUACAAUGCGCUCGAUGGGUCUUCAAAGCCAAUAGCUACCUGCGCAAAUUCUUCAACCGGUGCAUACUCAAAAGAGACAAAGGGCCUAACCGCACGGGCACCAAAUUUUGGCGAGCGCUUCCGUAUGUCAAGAACAUUUCGGAGGUUGUCGGCCGCCUUCUCGAACCACUCGAGGUUGGAGUUGCAUACAAACAGGAGGCAACCAUCAGGUAACGAAACCGAAAGACCCAAUGCCACGGCAAGAAACGCCUGAAGUCAUUUAUCGGAUCUGAUGCAGUUGCGGAUAAAAUAACUACGUCGGGGAGACUGGAAGACUGCUCCGUACGCGAAUGGCCGAACACUCGGCAACAGUGCAGAGAAAUGACGCCAGCUCUUGAGUUACGGCUCAUUCGACGACAUCCAGCCACGCAUUCAAAUUUGACGAGGCUGAAAUUCUCGCUAGAGGUUGCAACCGCGUCAGCUGUGAGUUGCUUGAGUCAUGGUUCACCGGCCCCUAGUCUAUUAACAAGUGCAAUGAUCUUCCCCUUCCAUAUUCGGGGCUGAGACUUCGCAUAGCGGAGUAAUUGGCCACGCGGGGAGCACACUGGCAAACACUGUUCGCAGCGCCAGGAUCGGUGGGCCAGAUGAUUGAGCGGUCAUCACACCAACGUCCAACACCCGUGAAUAAAUUUCUGCUAUUAACGGCGCGAAUGCCGGCCAUAAAACAGUCAUCACACCAAGUACAACAAUCCCCGACGAAGGGGAGGAGAGCCGUGAAGUUUCAUAGGUACGCGGUAGCAUGGCGGUUGCAUCCUACAAGUACUGCAGCCCCUUGUGCAUGAACUCCCUGUAUCUGUUUUUUUCUCUGAUGAUUGGUUUGAGAAGGGAUCCUAAACGUCAGGUGAAUAAAGCUCUUGUUGUCCCAGCGAUCGUGUCUCCUUCUUCACGUGUCGAAACCCUCUUAUUCGAACACCAAUAAGUACACAAGACUGUGGCAGAGGGGGAAAUUUGGGGAUUAUUUAGGACGACGGGAAGAUGGGUUGGAGUUGAGACAGCAUAGGGAACACGGUGAGGUCUUUUGGCAGGUACUGGUUGGCAUAGAGACGUCCCUUGGUUGAUCAGACGGUGAUGACGAGUAGAGGCGUCGGGGAGGCGUUCUCCGGUCCAAGCUGUCCGGACAUAAACUGACCUCGGCAUUUAUGGGGCCUUCGGGCGAUGCGGUUAGGUCUGAUAGAUAGACCAAUAGGUAAGAGUAUGCAUGAUAAUGAAAAGUAGGAUAACGCAGAGGAUUAGCCACUAGGAUGAUCGAGGCCGCAAACUGACAUAUAUGGCAGUCUUGCAAUAACCAAUGGGAUUAAAGUUAGAAGGUGGCCAGCGCGGCGCCGUGGUAUCGGUGGAUAACCGGCAACGCGUUAAGAGUCUAUCAAUAGCCAAAGUUGGAAAAGCUGUGCAGCGUUUCAACAGGCGCCCGGAACUGGAUGAUUUGAUUGGGUAAUUGCCGAGUCUGUCAUUGGCUCCCCAGCAGCUGCAAGCGUUUACCCUCCUACCACUCUGGAGCCAUGAUCGCAUGACUCGGCGCGGCAUAGGUGCCAAGGGCAGCGGUCUCAUACGUGCUUGAGGGUCUACAAGAUCACGCUAAGAACUUGCAGACCACUCAUCGAUCCUGAAGUAGACCGAUCUGCCCUAUCAGGUGGGAGCCCAGUGCACGAGGCGCGACAGCCCAAAAAGGCUGCAGCCUUAGUGUAGAGAAGGAAGGUCUCGUCCAGUAGGCUUAACAAUCUGCUGCCUCUCUUCUUCUCUACUUCUCUCUCUCUCUCUCUCUCUCUCUCUCUCUCUCUCUCUCUCUGCUCCGUGGCCCUAACCGGCAUGACAGGCGCAUGUUUGCUGUCAGUUGUUAGCCCUUUUGUAGGAAGAUGGGCGCAAGCAGAACAAUCUAGUCGCGUCUGCGGGCAGCAGGCCUCUGAUGUUGUUCAGUGGGCCAUCAAAUCUCUCCAGGCAGUCAACCUGCCUUUGUCCACUCAAUGCGCAGUCGCCGGAUGUUGCGGAGCUAUCUGAGGUCCUUUGUUCUGGGCCAAGGUCCAACCACUGCUCAUUUUAAGCCUAGGGGGGGAGAGCGGUUUCGUUUUCCGUUUUUCCUGCAACCUUAUAGAGAUGUUCUCAUUUGCAGAGACCUUCAAGAUGAAGGAGAACAGUUGUGGGCAUAACGGACCGUUUCUCUUUUUUCCUCCCCCACUCCUCCAAUGAAAAGCCCUUUGCAUGACCCGUGAGCACGCCACUUACCAUGAGUUUCUUAGUCAAGUUGUCAGUGGUUGACGCACUCCCCGAUAUAAUUGGCAAACGCAAUUAAGCAAAGUACACAUUGCCGGGAAAUUUCGCCGUGGCUUUUAGGGAGCGUUUCAGUACAAUGAAGUAGGUGAGGUAGCAAACUCGCCGGCAAAUUAAUUGAUUUGGCGACGUUACCUACCGAAGUUGGCAAAUUACGCCCGGGCCUGUAGAGUUGGAGUUCGUUUCUGUGAGACCACAUACAAGCAACUGACCACAUGAAAUUAAUUCCACUGAUACGAACCGAGGCCUUAAAAGGGACAUCAGGUUUUGGAAGCCUUAUCCUUUUAUCCGCUACACACCAGAAGCAUAACCCAGCAGUGAACUGAAUUAAACAAGAGAAAAAUUAACUUAGCGUGCGCUACGAUGUAUGUACAAUUAUGAUACAAAAGUGGCCUAUGAGUGUUUGGGAUACCAGCGCGAGUUUUAUAUUUAAUGCAGUGGAAGUGGGACAGUAAGUGACAUGUCUCAUGAGCCUGUUCGCCGAAAUCUUAAAAGUGUUUUAGCUUACAAAGGAUAACUGGUUAGACAAGAGAAUAUGGCUUAAGGUUAGGAGGUGAUAAAUUAAGGUUACAUUGGUUAGUGCUACGGUUAGAGUUGAGAGUAUGAUUAAAGCCAUGACAUAGGAGUAGGAACCCCCCUGAAUUUAGUGCGAGACCACCAGUACUACCGGGAAGAUCCGUAUCCCCGUGUCCGACCGGAUGGGUUACCUGGAAGUUGUAAUACUGUCUCGCCUGCAGCAUGAUGCUAAGAUAAUUUUGUUAUGCCAAAUAACCGGUUUUUAAAUGCCCCGCUUAUUAUCCGCCUGCGUAAAUUACACGCGCUAUAAAGGGACGUGUCAAUAGGGGCAUAAUAACAGGAGAGACUGGAAUGGCCAUACCCAGCCCUGAGGUGUGGAACACCUGGGGCUCGAUCCUGCGGCCUGUUCAGUAGAAGUCCAACGCCCUAAUUAUUGAACCAGGCGCUCGUUGUCCUAUUCGUUGCAAUCGGGACGAGUGAGUCCCGUAACACGGUGUGCACCCUCCCUCUGCCAUUGUGACGUGAUAGGUAGUUUGAGUGUUUUCCAUUGACUUUCGACGCCCUUAUAAGUGCAAACGUAUAUUUUAUAGAAGUAACGCAUAAAAACAUUUUUUUGUGCACAUGUUGCGGAAUAAUGCGCAUUCUUCAAAGUUCUUGCCCUCAGAGGCGCAUUUUUUAGUUUUCAAAACAUAACUUGAAUUGUCAAAUAAUUUCGAACUUAAACACACCGCCGCUCACACCUACGAAAUGGGUCAAGAGUUUGACUUCGCAGCCAUCAAAAUAGUUGCCCACACCGGAAACAAAACAGGCCGAAAAUUGAUUGAAGCCUGGGCCUCGGAUGAGAACUCGGUCAAUCGAUUUAUCGAUCUGGCGCCGGCGUGCAGAGUCCUGCGUAGUCACCUCCAGUCUUGCGUCGUCGGUCGAUGAUUGGCCUGCAUGCCCUAUAACUGUCGCUUGUUCUGCUGCUGCCGCUACCUCUGACGAUGGACUCCUGUACGAGUCUGAAAGCCCAGGACAAUAAACGAAGUGUUCCGGUGCUCGACUCUUUUUCUUCACUUAACUUCGAACUUGACCCGCUGUUGAAGUCGUUUGCAGGGUUUCCAAACUGCAAACUACACACAUUCCAUUUAAGGAAACUGCACAGUUCUGUAAACUGCUAAGAAGAUGGUGCAUAGGAUUCACUCAACAGCCCCUUCUGUGUUUUUUUUAGUUAAAAUCCUGGUCAUUUGAUGUGUAGACUAGGGGGUGCUGAAUGGAACGCCAGGACGCGGACUCGACCGUGCCAUCGAUCAUCGCCCUCCCGCGCUUACGGUCUUCUUAACUCUGUCUUGACACCGGGUCCCGGUGAGGGAGGAGGAGGGAGUGCGUUAGAUGCUGCGCAAGUCUACAUUCACUAUAAACUAAAUCACGCGCAAGUCACCGUGCCUAAUUUACCUUGUUGUGGAGCACACGGUGGGCAUCGUUGGCAACGAUAAUCGAACUAUCACGUUGGAUUGAACUAUCGGGCAUCUUUCUGCCGGUACAUUUCCUUCUGCUAUCUUCCGCUAGUUUGUCUUUACUCCCGCUCUGUCAACAAGCAAAUAAAGUACCCGGAACUAGACAUGAUGUGCAGACCUACUCGAUUUGCAUCGACGUCUAGUGCGGGACUUAUUUCAUUUGCGUUAAGCAGACAUUCAUGCAUGAGGUUGAUUUUUAAAUCCGAUCUGUGACUGAUCCCAUCAAAUGUGUUUAUGACCCAGAAGGAUCACUUAAAUGUAAUCGUGAUAUUUAUUAUCAGGCAUGUCCGCCAUGUCCGGAUGCCAGCUUUUGAAGACACUUCUUUUCGACCGCCUUUAAAAAUCGCGCUCAGUAAGAAAUAACUACUUGUGUGGCAUAAUUUUUCCCAUUGAUUCUCGAUGUCUUAAUACAAUGAAAUUUACGUUGCAGAAAAUGUGGUCACAAAUGUAUUUUCUCGUACUCAUUUGAUAGGAAAGCAUGUCUUCUCUAAAUUGCAUACUUCAAAUGGGUUAUAUUUCGGUUUCAACAAGUUCUCAAUCGUGACCUUAAAAAUGUUCAUUGAGAUGGCAUCGUGACUCUACGUUUAUUUAUGUCCCCGUAAAAAUCAUACGACAUAGUCCACAUCCACUGGUUGGUCAUCAUCGAUUUCGUCUCCCUUAGGUACAAUCCCCCGUCCAAACUUACCUUGCCUCUCCAUUUCAAACUGUUGUCGAAAACGUCAUUAUUGGUCGGUGGAGUAGUUGCUGCGAAUACAUGCCGCUUGCUCAGGGAUGAAAGCCCAUACCUACAUGUUCGUCAUCCGCGAGAACACCACCCGUGAUAUGACAUGCUCUGCCAUACAACAAGGACGUUCCAAGGACUACCGAGCGCACCCGCUUGGCGCCGACUGCGUCCAGUCAUGCCCGACAGUCCGUUACACAGGGGCGGCCACUGCUUUUGUAGGUUUGUGAUCCAAUCUGAAGUGGGGCUCAAUUGGUGUAUGUGCGUUGAUUUGUCGAAUGUUGGUGUUCAGAUGGCUUGUAUUGUAUCCGCAGGCGGAGAGGAUGGUGUAUUCAAGUGGCGUAUGGGCAGCUGCGUCCCAGCUGAAGUCCCUCGGGGGCUGGCUGCAGGUCAGCGCGUCCAGAACCGCGAAGGCAUAUGACCUUGAACUAGCGGGGCCUUGAACAAGGACGCCAGACAGGGUCAUGAUGGCUGUCGGCAACAGUUUAACCGAGCACAUUUGACCACUUACGACGAUGUUACUAUGAUACAUCCAUGUUGUGCCCUUAUGGAAGUGAAUGUUGAAAAGAUUUCCAUCGGGCGUUUUGUAUUUGCAGUUCUCGUUUGACGAACAUACGGUGAGAUCCUAUUUUGUAGACGCACCUGUUAGGGGUUAGGGUCAGGGAUUAGGGUUGGGGGUUAGGGUUGGGGUUAGGGUUUAGGGGUUAGGGCUAGGGGGUUAGUGUUAAACCCCCUUUUACCACGGGUCCCGUAUGACAGGCAACUGAGGCUUGUCUAUUGCAGGUGCGGCUAUGAAAUAAGAUCCGACCGAAAAUAUUAUCCAGUCUACAACUCCGAAUAUAUAUGCAGUAGAUUAAAUUCUACAUGGCUCUUGGGGAACUUCUUCUGAAAUGUCACAGCUGGUACGAUAGAUAUGUAAACGCACCCCAGUCAGUCAAUACUAAACAGCCUUUUUGGAAACGGAUCUCUAAGCUGGCUACGAUUUGGAUUGUACUUCCUUUGGGCUGAGUUCUUGGGAAGGCACUUUCCAAACAAUCGGAGGCACUGUGUUUGUUUAAAAGGGUCUAUUUAGUAAUUAAGCGUGGAGUACUUCUAGGGUAACGUACAGGCUUUUCCCCAGCUCGCCACUUUUCUCUGAAAGCUGACUAUGCUGUCAAGCCUCCUCUUCUCCGCCCACCUCAUUUCAAAAACACUGCUGCAAGAUAAACAAAUGGUACUUUCCAGCCUUGUCGACAGAGUGAAACAAAACAUGCAUCUUGCUGUCGUGACGGGAGGACAUCCCUCGCCUCGCUUUUCAUCGAUCAGGCUACCUGAUUACGGCCAAAAAACGGCGCAAUUAGUCGAAAUGGGUUUUAUGGGGGGUGGUGGUGGUAGUGGUGGUGGUGGUGGCGGUGGUAGUGGUGGUGGUGGUGGCGCGAUCCCAGGUACUGAUGUUUAAAAAGAAUUCGUUUAGGCAAUCAGCUUAACAAAAAACAUUGACACUUAACUCCACUGGUCGCUGUCGUAAACGUCAGUUCAUCCACGUCUGCUAAGUGUGUCUACUAAAGAUCAACAAGAAUGCAUAUGGAACGACAAAUUGUUCAGAAUUUCUUAAAAAUGGAAGAAACUGGAUAACUUUUUACUAUACUGCCAAUUUCGUCGAUUUUAAACAACAGAUUUUAUUAAAAGCAUGCUUGAGUUUGUAAAAGAAAUCACUGUUAAGAAAGUAAGGACAGUAAAAUAUAUUGUUUUCACGUUACUUUCCUGAAACCAGCUCUCGCAGAGGGGAGCAAUAAGAAAGCAUAAUGUCAGAGUCGGCCUUGAGAGUUACAGAUGGACUGUUUGGGUUUACGGGCAUUUUGGGGAAUCAAUUUUCAAUCGACAGUAAAACGGUCCAGGCUGCGAAGGCCAUGGUUUGCUGAUCAUGACUGCCUUUUUGGCGGGUCAUGUUAGGGCGACGGUACCAUAUGUAGCCCCACAUAGUCGUUGGCAUAAAACAUACCUACGUCUUUUAUUUAAUUAGGUAUGCCUUGCCAACGUUAACAAAGGACUUGGGUUAAGAAUAAAUAAUUUUCGAAAUACGAUUGUAAGGCUAGAGCUAGUGUUGGGGUUUUAAAAUUAAGAAUGGGAUUAGGGUUAGAGGUCUAAUUUUGGGAUUAGAGACUUAAGGUUACGGUCAGGAUUUUAAGGUCGAGGUUAGAGUUAGGGUUAGGAGUUGCAGAUCAAUGUUACGGUUCGGAUUUUGAGGACAGGGUUAGACCUUUAUGGACGGCAUUAUUCUUAGAGAUUUUGGGGUAGGGCAUUAAGGUUUACUUUAAGGGCUAAGAUUAGCUCACGAAGACACGAAUCAUGGUCCUAUAUUGACUACUAUGUCACAUAUGCUUCUCAUGCCAUGUGUCGCGGGAUUGGCCAUGGUGAACUCACGAAUAACGGAUCACAUGCUGACUGAAAACUUGAACUUACUGCUUUGGUGAAUGAGUUUCUCUCUGCUUCUUUCUUGGUUUUUGCUUUCGUGUAUGUCUUGCCUAUUUUUCGCGUUUAAUAAGUGUAUACUUUUCAUCCAUAGGUCUUUCUGCAAUUUAUUUUGACUUCCUAACUGCCCGAGAUUAAGAUAAUUGGUCGAUUCCGUUCAGAAUUAAAUGAUCUAGACUUUAAAAAAAAACAAGCAACAACGUUUUCAGAACAUUUCCAAAGGGCUUUAAAGUCUGCUUGCUAAAUGCAAAUAAAUAAUGGCGGUCAGACUGAAGGGUAAGAGCCAAUUUACGUAAUUGGUAAACGAACGUACUUCGCAUUGUGCGUCAUCUAACGCAUUAUAGACAAAGAGACGAUGCUUAGAAACCGGAGCAAUCUCAAGAUGGGACUACCGAGAAGAAUAACCAGAUAGUCGCAAUCUAAAAGAACGCUGAAUGUACUUUUGUUUAAUUUAUAUAAGACAACAGUCUGAUGGGGAUGCUGAAUCGUGAUCUAAGUUCUCCUCAAAGGGCUCUAUAUCGGUAUCGUGUUUGACAGUUCGAUCAACGACAAUAUCGUGCGAAUUCCCGAUGGCUAGGUGACCCUGAGGUGACGUUACAUCAUGAGUACGGCUUAAACCAAGGUUAGGGGAUAGGAUAUGGUGUUGUAGCUUUCGUGGUGUCUAAGCAUUGACUGGAGUUAUAUUCACGUUAGGUCUUGGACAAGGGUAUGACUUUCGAUCUGACGAAGAAGCGAUCGCUGGAACAAGGGCCUUAUUCGCCUGACGUUUCGGAUCGCCACUUGAACCCAUCAUCAGAGACAGUGGCAGAAAAGGGUGACUUGUGCACAGGAAGUUGCAGUAUUUAUAAAAUGCAGUCGUUAUGCUACCGUAUACCUAUGGUAAUUAACCGCGCCCCCCUUCAUCAAGGAUUGUUGCCCGCUGGUGCGCUAAUUGCUUGAUGACCGACAUGCAAGCUGUUAAUUGAUGAAAUCUCAUCACUAAAAUUUUGGCGAGCAAUCUCAUACAUCAAGAACGUCUCCGAGGCCGCUAGUCGCCUUCCCGCCCCAUUUGGGUUUGCAAUUGCACACAGACCGGAGGCCACCAUGAGGCGUCAGAUGAUGAGACCAAAAGACCCACCGCCACGGCAAGAAACAUCUGGAGUCGUUUACCGGACCUGGUGCAGUUGCGGACAAAGCAACUACGUCGGAGAAACUGGAAGACUGCUCCGGACACGAAUUGCGGAACACGCGGCAGGGGUACGGAGAAAUGACGUCAACUCUCAGGUCGCGGCCCAUUCGACGAGACCCGGCCACACAUUCAAGUUCAAUGAGGCCAAAAUUCUCGCGAGAGGGGAUAAUCGCGUGAGCCGCGAGUUGCUUGAGUCAUGGUUCACGGGACCUCAGUCUAUCGACAAGUACAACGACAUCCCCACUUCAUAUUCCGUGCUGAGGCAUAGGCUGGCCAAAGUAAUUGACAAUUCGGGGAGCGCGCAUGCCGGUGAGCCAGAUGGCCGAUCAAUCAUCACGCCAGCAUCCAACACGGGCGAUGAGAUUUCAGCAAUUAACAACUUGCAUGCCGACUAGCAAGCCAUUAGCGCACCAGCGGGCAACAAUCCUAGAUGAAGUGGAGCACGGUUAAUUGCUCCCUUAUUGCAUCUUAUAAAUACUGCAACUUCCUGUGCACAAGUCACCCAUUUCUGCCACUGUCUCUGAUGAUGGUUUCAAGGGCGAAUCCGAAAUGUCGGGCGAAUAAAGCUCUUUUUCCAGCGAUUGCUUCUUCUUUUGGCCAGCUAGUACCUGGUAUUCGCAUCUUCGCUUGUAUCGGUAUGAUCUUUGUUUGUAUUUAUGGCUAGUAUAGGCCAUUUAGGUUAAGGUAGGGUACUAGGUUUCGAAGUAACUAAUGAUUAUACUUUGGAAAUAGGUUCUGGUCACGAAUAAGUGUCAGAGUCAGGUCGAAGUCAUGUUUCUGCGAUUUUGUUUGCCUUCAAGGUUUGAAACCUAGAUGGGCGAAUUCUGGGAGGUAACAACUAGUGGCUUUUAUCCAGUACCCUUAGGCACGCUGAUGUUUCAUUUGCAUAUACAGAACUUCAAAUCCAAUUCUUCCGCAACCUAAAAAUGCUUUUUCAAUAAGAAACAUUUGAGUCGCGUCCUAAGAAGAUUACGUUUCAACGCCUAUUUUACUUGGUUCCCCCCACAUAUAUCAGCAGGUCGGUAAAAUUAAUCUCGCGUUCGAUCGUCCUUGUCGUUCAUUCGCGCCAAACAAUCCAAAACUCCCAACCCACACCAAGUUUGAAAGUGGCGCCCUGCAUUUCCGUUUUCCCAUUGGCUGGGCAAACAGGACCUGCGACUUGGGUACUUUCACGUUUCUGGUGAUUAAAUUUUAGUGUCUAAUACUAAAGUUCAUUCAUUCUAGAAGUUUUUACACGCAGAAACAUCGGGUUCGUUGACGCCUCCUCGAUUUUGCUAACUCACUGCCUUAUUAGAAUGAUGUUGUGGCCUCGUCUAGACCACAGAUCCUUCUGUAAAUGACUUAAACUAAACAGGACCGCUGGGGUGAUUUAGUAAUCCGGCCAAAUGGAUGGCGGAAUCCGACUUCCACUUCAGUUAUUGGUCGUUUUAUGUCUGGUGGCUCGGUUAAUGCUCAUUUGGUCUUUGUUACGCAUUUACGAUUUUUUGUAUUACAGAAUUGUCUUGGAGAUCAUCAGACCGCAGCCUGGUUCGACCGGACCGAGUCGUCUUUCUGGGAAAUCACGAACGUGAGGGAGGUCCUCCAUAACACGUAAGAGCUCUGUUUUGGUAAUACUUUUGCACAAGCUAUUAUUAUUACUAUUAUUGUUAUUAUUAUCACCACCGGUCUUCAAGAACUUGAAGUGAUACGACGAAGGCGCCCGUCCAUCUGAGCAGUGCUUUUCGAGUAGGGACAGUAUUCGAGUCAGCUCACCCACCAAGUGCUGUUUCCUUACUGAUGAUGUUGCCAAAGGUCUGUGGUUCAGAAUCUACCGCACGCAUUAUAGUUGUCACCACGGCUACCAGAUGGCUGUUAAAAGGACUUGGGUGUCUGAAUUACAUCUUCGCUCAAACCAACACUGAAAUGCACGAAGGUGGUCAAAUCAGCCAUGCCUUCAUUGCAAAUCAUCGGGUGGGUCUUUAGGGUAUUUUGCGAAAAUGGCUCCUCUGAAAUAUUUGGAACAUUCAUGCGACCGCGUUUGGCGUAUGCCAUACAGGCCUGACGACCUUGGGCCGUCUUAGUGAAGGGGUCACUACCCUACGACAAGGGACGCUUGAUCCUUUACCUAUUCCCCUUUCCUACAGUUAGGCACGAGGGGACCUUAUACAAACGUUCCGCAUUAUGCAUGGACUGGGCUGUUGCUUCAUUUCUGAUGUGUUUUUCAGUCGGACUAACUCAAUUUUUUUGCGCGGUUGUCCCCUCAAACUACGCCCAGUAAAAGCACGGGCUAAUGUCCUCAAAUGUGUCUACAGUAACAGCAUGGUUGCAACGUGGAAGGCCUUACCCACAGAGGUUAUUCACUCCUCAUGUGUGGACACACAUGUAAUGGCUAACUUCCGUAGCGCUCACCUGCCAUUAGCCCUUUUUAACUUCACAUGUUGUUAUACUACUAGCAAGUAUUGAGUACAAUUUAAAUAUGUAAUUUUUAAUAAUUCAGCCAGCUAUUUGCCAGUCAUAUUCUCUGAAAGGUCAGUUGUUGUUAUCAAUGUUUUGCUCAAAGUAUCUCCACCAUUUGUUUUCAGGGGUCCCGUCGCAUUCCGUCUGAGCAUGGGGUUCCGCAUUCAGACCUCACCGGAUUCCGCCGAGGGGAACGCAACAACACCCACGAGCGUCAGCCGGUUGGCGACAUUCAACUUUGGCUUCAAGUUGGGCAGUCUCUACCUUCUAGCCUCCGCCGACCGCAUCCACCUUGUGCACGAACCGGGCUCGGAUGGAGGCACGUCGGCCUUCUGGACCAGUCCACCGCUUGGCCUGGAGGAGUCCGCCUGGCAUCGCCUGGAAAUCAUCCCCGAGGGCGGUAGUGUGGGCGCCGACGGCAUGGUCACGGCCACCAGGACUAGGGUUUGA
Messenger RNA from Spirometra erinaceieuropaei, 26981 nucleotides. The record is from the annotation of a GenBank genome assembly. NCBI's taxonomy places the organism in Eukaryota, Metazoa, Platyhelminthes, Cestoda, Diphyllobothriidea, Diphyllobothriidae.